AUGGCCUCGACUUCCCUCUUCCGUCUUGCGACGCGCGCCGUCCGCCCCUCCAGCUUUGUCAGAGCUUCCCAAUUGCCCCGGUCUGCAUCCCGGGUGCAGACCCCCGUGGCUCUGGCUAUCAACCGCCCCGGCUUCAGCACCACCUCGAUUCGCCGCUCCGGUCAGCACGAUGACGAGACGUAUGAGGAGUUCUCUGCCAGAUUCGAGAAGGAAUUCGACGGUGUCCAGGAUGUUUUCGAGCUCCAGCGUAACCUCAACAACUGCUUCGCCUACGACCUUGUCCCCUCCGUUGAGGUCCUCACUGCUGCCCUGAAGGCUGCCCGCCGCGUCAACGACUUCCCCACCGCUGUUCGCAUCUUCGAGGGCGUCAAGGCCAAGGUCGAGAACCAGGAGCAGUACGAGCAAUACCUCAAGGCCCUCGACACGCUCCGCCAGGAGCUUGGCGUUGCUCUCCGGGAAGAGCUCUACCCCAGCGAGCAGUAA
Messenger RNA from Aspergillus chevalieri, 483 nucleotides. It is a transcript of the gene COX6, whose product is annotated as cytochrome c oxidase subunit VI. The transcript is spliced from 4 exons. The coding region runs from base 1 to 483 and encodes 160 amino acids. Gene Ontology annotation, biological process: mitochondrial electron transport, cytochrome c to oxygen. Lineage: Eukaryota; Fungi; Ascomycota; Eurotiomycetes; Eurotiales; Aspergillaceae. The record is from RefSeq and is a predicted model, not a curated record. Gene Ontology annotation, cellular component: mitochondrial inner membrane.